AUAAACUAGCACGUGUGGGACAGUUUUAUUGAUUCUUGUGAUUUGGCCAAUCCCUGCGAUUAUAAUAAUUGGCGACGAGCGGAUUAGUAAUCCCGCGUUAAAAAUAAAUGCAUAUUUCCCGGUUGGCGACGCUGUAAUCGUGGCAGAGUUCCUGUUGUGAUGCUAUGAAAACACCAUACGAAGAGGAGGAAAGAUCCGGAUAGGCGUUCCCAAUUGGGGCUCACCAGUGAAGUUACACACACACAUUGCUACGUUUUCGCAGAGGAAAACGUUGACGUACACUUACUUCUGCUACGGUGUACGUUUUGCUGUUUGCUAUCACUGUUGUGUUAGUUACCUUCAAGUGUGUCGUGUACACCAGGGAGCACAUAAUGACAUCCGAAGGAAAUGUUGCUACACGAAGUGCUGCUAUUCCACCCAGUUUUGCGGUCGAGACAUUUGAUAAAAAUAAAUCGAAGUGGUCUCGUUGGGUGAAGAGAUUCGAGGGGGCGCUUCUAAUUUUCGGAAUACCUGAGGCGAAUCGAAAGAAUAUGUUACUCCAUUUCAUGGGCGCAGAAACAUACGACGUACUAUGCGAUAAUUUAUUUCCAACCGAACCUGAAAACAAAACAUAUAACGAAAUAGUCACACUUCUUGGAGAAUACUUCGACCCAAAGCCACUAGAGAUGGUUGAGUUGUGGAAAUUUAGUAAGCGAAUGCAGCGAGAAGGGGAAUCUAUCGCCGAAUUCAUUACAGCACUGCAGCGGGAGGUGAAGUAUUGCGAGUUUGGUGAAUAUCUUCCGAAAGGACUGCGAAAUCAGUUAGUUUUCGGCCUGCGAAAUCAUCGUAUUCGCACCCGGUUGAUUGAGGAGAAGAAUUUGACCUUCGACAAGGCUAAGCAGAUUGCACUAUCGAUGGAGGCUUCUGGCGAGGGGGCCGAAGUACUGAAUCAACGUAUGCAAGACGUCAACUUGAUGGACCGUAACUCCCAAUCACGACGAGAUACUGCAGCAGUUACCGCUGCUAAGAAGAGACUUACAUAGACUUCGCAGCCAACUGAUGUAGUGUACAGGACAAUUGCGGGGCUAGCGCUACGAUCAUACUGACACUAGCAGUCUCUCCCGAGCCGAGACUCGAACCUACGACGACUAGUUUGU
This is a messenger RNA of Wyeomyia smithii (pitcher-plant mosquito), 1136 nucleotides long. RefSeq lists its product as uncharacterized. The coding region runs from base 372 to 1022 and encodes 216 amino acids. Lineage: Eukaryota; Metazoa; Arthropoda; Insecta; Diptera; Culicidae. The transcript is spliced from 2 exons. The record is from RefSeq and is a predicted model, not a curated record.